This is a messenger RNA of Fonsecaea multimorphosa CBS 102226, 2145 nucleotides long. RefSeq lists its product as uncharacterized. Gene Ontology annotation, cellular component: nucleus. The record is from RefSeq and is a predicted model, not a curated record. Bases 1 to 2145 code for a protein of 714 amino acids. NCBI's taxonomy places the organism in Eukaryota, Fungi, Ascomycota, Eurotiomycetes, Chaetothyriales, Herpotrichiellaceae. The transcript has a single exon.
AUGGCAGCCAGAUCCUCCAGACUGAGCGCUCCAAAACGCCCAUUCCGCGAUCAGAAGCGACAGACGAGGCUGCAAUUCUCAUCUCUCUCUUCCUCAUCUCCUGCUCCAGGGGACUCCACUCCACGAGAAGGCCCCUCAGAGCUGACUCCAGAAGGAGCUGAAAUGCCACCCCGCACCUCAUUUCCUUCGUCGCCCACAAUCCACCGAGUCCUCCAAAUCGAUUUGUCGGAUGACACUGACGAGGACGAUUUGAUCUCUCCGGCUCAGAAGAGACGCAAGCCGUCUUCUACUGUCGACGCUGCGCACCCACACAGUCUACCUCCGCCCAGGAAGUCAAAACGUCUGAACCCCAACUCAUCUUCUCCUCCCAGGCAAUUCUCAAGCCCCGGUGAGCAUGAUGACACGGCAUUCCCAAGCUCUCCGCCUCCACGAAGAUCAGGGAGGUUACAUGCUGGGUCUCCGCCACCACUAGCAUAUUCAACUCGGUCUGGGAGUUCUCGCUCUAUCCGGUCCGCAGAAAUCCCCUCCCCACCCAAUCGACAGUCUACCUUUUCUGAUCUCGGGUCGCCGGAGACGAGUGACGAUGACGAUCAUGUGAUGGUAACAAAGCCUACACCUCGGAGGAAAUCAAGACUGGACAGGGACGAUCCGUUUGUUGUCAAUAACGAUGAAGAAGAAUACAUGUCAGAUCGGGAGAGCCGCAAAAGACCGACACCAAAGAGGAAAAAGAGCAGAGAAGAUGACUUUGUGGUUGAUGAUGAUGAAGUGGAGUUUCUCUCUUCCGAUGACGAGAACGACAGCGUCAAGGUACGGCCACCCACGAAGGCACGAAAAUUGAUGUCGAAGCACAAUUCAUCCAAAAUGUCUCAUGGCCGAACCAAGGAAGAACAGGAUGAACUUGAGGAAGAUCUGCAGGACUUGCAAGAUUCAGAGCAGGAAACAAGUGAGCCGAGAGCGCGAACUAGAGGAGGCCCUGUCACCACUCAGCGAGAUAAGACUAGAGAGCAUUUGGAGCUUUUGAAGCGGAGGCGUGCGGGCGAAAAAGUGCCACGUGUCCCUGACUCCGAUGAAGAAUCAGACGAAGACUCAGAAGGUGUGGACAUUGAUCUUAUCGGACAGCCACAUUACAGCAUCUCCGGUGACCAGUCUUCGGAGUCCGCGAAUGAAACGGACCAGGCAGCUGAUAGCGACGAAGAACAAGAAGAGGAGGCAGACGAUUUUGUUGUUGACGACUCAAGAGGGAGACUCGGUCGACCACAUCCAGAUAUACCGCUACAGUUCACCAAAUUUGCUUCGGCUAAGCCAAAAGAGCUCUUCCCUCACAUCAUCGAGUGGAUGGUCAAAAACAAAAUCGCGCCGGCCUUCAAUCGCGAAGAUCCAGUGUACAACCUCGCCUUUGAUCGGCUGGAUGACCAAGUCAAAGCUCAAGCAGGAAGCAGACUUAUCUCGGCAGCAUGGGGUACCGUCUUCAAACGAGCGAUACUGGCGAGACCGAACAUGAAAGUUGUAGCAUUGCCAGGCGAAGACGACGAACACAUGCGAAACUGCGAUGCUUGUAACCGUACCAACAACCCUGCUCGCUAUGAGUUUGUCUUCUCUGGCGAACCGUACCACAAGAAAACACUGGAACCCGUCGACAACUCGGAGUCGGACGAGGACGCGGAUGACGACCAUGACGGGCACAACGGCACCACCUACGACGAAAAUGGCCACGCCAUCUCUUCUGAGCAAACACGCUUCUAUCUGGGUCGAUUUUGCGCUGCCAACGCGGAGAUGGGCCACAAACUCACACACUGGAAAUACCACCUCAACGAAUCCCUCAUGACGUAUCUCCAAGCACAAGGGGUUCUCUCGGCAGAAUCCAUCGUCUCGCGCGAAAAGAUGAACAAGAAGAGACGCGAAAAGGAAGCAGAGAACAUUGUGGACGGCAUGGAGGAGACGGGCGUGAUUGCAGAUUUCUGGCGUGAAUUUGAAAAUGAUCUCAACGAUGCGAGGUUGGGGAUGGAGGACUUUGACAAGCGAGGUGGGCGGUCAAAGGGCAGAGUUGGGGCGAUCCGAGUAAAAUCUGGUGGACUUGUCAGGGAAUGGAAUAACGACAAAUAUCGGGCGAUGAAGGCCAUGGAAUCGGACUCAGAGGGAGAGUAA